This is a messenger RNA of Racocetra fulgida, 203 nucleotides long. The record is from the annotation of a GenBank genome assembly. NCBI's taxonomy places the organism in Eukaryota, Fungi, Glomeromycota, Glomeromycetes, Diversisporales, Gigasporaceae.
CAUGAACUUUAUAAUGUUGAACAUAUUAGUGAAUUUGAUAAUGAAUCAAGAAACAAUGAUAGGUUGGAAAGUAUGAACAAAUUUGAGGAUGAGUUAGGAAAAAAUAAUGAAUUUGAAAGAUUUAAAAAUAUUGAUGAAUCUGAAUAUGAGUUGGAAAAUAAUAUCGAAUUUGGGUAUGAACUAAGAAAUAGUGAUGAAAAUGA